Messenger RNA from Schizosaccharomyces cryophilus OY26, 4668 nucleotides. Its product is annotated as WDR70 family WD repeat protein. Gene Ontology annotation, molecular function: protein binding. Gene Ontology annotation, cellular component: site of double-strand break; nucleus. Gene Ontology annotation, biological process: regulation of DNA double-strand break processing. The transcript is spliced from 2 exons. The coding region runs from base 264 to 2045 and encodes 593 amino acids. The record is from RefSeq and is a predicted model, not a curated record. NCBI's taxonomy places the organism in Eukaryota, Fungi, Ascomycota, Schizosaccharomycetes, Schizosaccharomycetales, Schizosaccharomycetaceae.
ACUAUUCAACCGCUUUUCGCAGGCAACUUUGCAGGCAACUAACAAAAAGGAAAUGACAUGCUAUAUUUCUCUCAAGAAUGCCAACGAUAAUUUACGAGUCAACCACUAUAAAAGUAUUUAGUAGGAUAUAACAGUUUCAAAAAAAGUGGUUGUUUUCUUGAAAUUCUCAAUUGUCUUGGAAGUCCUCACCACCAAAUCUGAAAAAGAGCACUUGCAAGCAACAGUAAGUUUCAUUUAGGGGAUUUAAUCGAAUAGAAAUUUUCAUGUCAAGUCUUUCUAGCUCUCCAAUUGCUGAAGAACCUGUAGAAGCUGUUCCUUUUACUUUUGGAAAACAGACUCAAUCUCAUAACGCGGCUGCCCUAGUAGAGCGCUUUGCUCGACCAGAAGAUUGUAAUAGACUUUUAAGGACUAAAAAAUCCAAAGAGAGAGAAAGUUUCCUUGGUGAUAAUGGUGCCGAUACUUCAAAAUCUGAUUCUGACUCUGACUCUGACUCUGAGGGAUGGGAUAGUGAAGAUGAGACUGUAGGUUCUGAGCUAGGUAUUCCCUGUUCUCAUCAGGUUGUUUUUCCUAGUCAUUCGAAGAUUGUAUCCACAACAACAUUUGAUAACAGUGGAACUAGGUUCUACACUGGAUCUACAGAUAAUACGAUUUGUUGUUGGGAUUUUGGCGGAUUAGACGCCUCUCAUCCUCGUCCUUUCCAUAUCAUUGAUCCAACAGACACAAAUGCUGAUAAUGUAGGUCGCUACCCUGUAAAGAAACUCGAUUGCUCCAAAAAAAACCAAAUUUUGGCCUUAUUUAAUCAUUCUCGGCCCAUCCUUUAUGAUCGGAAUGGAACAUAUAUAGCUCAAUUUGCAAAAGGUGACCAGUACAUACGAGAUAUGUACCAUACGAAGGGUCACAUUUCAGAAAUAGAAGACGGUAGUUGGCAACCAAAUAGUGCUCAAUUCUUUCUGACCUGCGGUGCUGACAAUACCGCUAGGAUAUGGGAUGUAAACCGAACAAAGUCGCAAAUUGAGGUAUUUUCUCAUAUAUCUGAAAAUGUCAGGGCCGGAAUGGCGAGAACGCCGUUAAAUCGUUGUGCUUGGAAUCCAGUUGAUACUAACCAGUUUGUAACUGCUGCAUAUGAUGGAAAUUUGGAAAUUUGGCAAAGAGGUUCCCGAACUCGUCACCCAUCUCUGAAAAUUCCUCAAGCUCACACAUCACAAGUCCGCGCUACUUCGUUAAAUUAUUCAGAAGAUGGGAUUUACCUUCUUGGUCGUUUUGAAGAUGAUGUUCUAUCCCUAUGGGACAUAAGAAAUACGAAAAAUCCACUACAUCAGCUAUCGAAUGUACCCACUCCAAGAGCUGGUGGGAACGCUAUAUUUUCUCCAAACCGAAAACACAUUCUAUUAGGAACAGCGGCUACUGAAGAUAUCAAUGGAAGUUUACUUGUCUUGGAUGCACUUACCUUUGAGCAGGAUGCUAUAUUAACUUUCAAUGCUCAAAACAGCGUUCGUCAUUCAAUUACUGCUGUAUCUUGGAACGAAAAAAUAAACCAGAUUGGUAUUGGGAUGUCUAUGGGAGACUCUAUUAUUUUAUUUUCUGCAUCUGAGUCUGUUCGGGGUAUUAAAGAUUCUGCUUCUAAACCACCAAAAGUAAAGCAUGUCGAUGAUGAUUUACAAAAUACGGUACAUAUUAAUGCUUUAAGCGGCUCUGUCGGAGGAGUCAAUGACUUUGGGUUGGUUGAGGAAACAAACGAUUCAGUAACAAACUAUUACUUUAAUGCUCGUCGCCAACGUAAUGCAGCCCGGAAAGAUCCCAAGCGCUCUCGACAGCCUGAGCUUGGCCGCCUGGUCGAAGAAAAUAAUACCAGCGACGUUCCCCUAGCGGCUAUGAAAGACGAGGAUCCUCGAGAGGCUUUAUUCAAGUAUGCCGAUGUUGCCGAAUCUGAACCAAUGUUUACCAGAAUGUAUACGCAAACACAACCAAAACCUCUAUAUCAAAGUUUUUCUGAAGACGAAUCUGGGCAAGAUAAGACUUUUUCAAAAAAACAAAAAACUAAAUAAAUAUGUACGAACAAAGAUGAGAUCCUUGAUAUACAUUAGCAAGAAUGGUUUGCAAAUGAAAAGUUGAUGAUAUUUCUGGAAUAAUUUUGCGAACUCUUAUGUACAUAAAGAAAGAAUGCUAUACCAUUCAUUAUUUAUUAACAGAAAGCCUGAUAUCCAAAACCAAAAGCAACAUUUCAGAUAUGAAAGAAUGUGUACCAUCUAUAGAAAGUUAAGUCUAAGAAACGAAACAAGAAAACAAAAUGACCAUUAUUAGAAUUAUGAGGAUUCAGAUAUUUCAUGUUUAACCCAGCCUUCAAGACCUCCACGAACGAAAAGACUUUGUACAGAGUUACCAAGCUCGCCAAUUCGCCAGGAUAGUUUCUUUCCAUCAGCAGUACUGAUUUCAACAAGGCUUUUACGAACAUCCCAAUUCAGAUGCCAACCUGUACGGCGAGUAAGUUCUUUGGGACUCUUUGCGAAAGCUGUACGAAGUUUCUGAAUAAGCUCCGGCAAUUGAACAGCCAAUAAGGCAUUAUUAAUAGAGUUACGUUUAAAAAUAUCACUAAAAGAUCCACCGACGACGAGAGGAAUUCCUCGAGAUAAUAUAGCAGUGGCUGCUUGUUCACGACUAGAACCACAACCAAAGUUGAAACCACUUACUAAGAUAUCAUUAGGCAUUGUUUUCUUUCCAAAAUCGACAUCGUAAUUUUCCAUGCAAACUUUAGCCAUCUCUUCUUUGGAUAUGUCAUCUCUAUAGGUAUAACGACCAGGAUAAAUGCCAUCAGUAUUCAAGUUGUCAGCAUCACAAAAUACGAUUUCACCGGAUACAGAAGCAGGGAAACCUUCAAUAAUGGCAGUCUCAGAAUCAGAUACACCAGCCUCAUUCAUUGAAUUACUGCCGGUGUUCAUUUUCUCAGUGAUAUCAAUAGCAGAAACUUGAUGAACAGAAUCCUUAAAUCCUUCGGGAGCAACAAUCUUUCCAGAAAUAGCAGAAGCAGCCACAACAGCAGGAGAAGCUAAAUAAGCUAAAGCCUCACGGCUACCCAUACGACCCUUAAAGUUACGAUUUGUGGCACUGAUUCCAACUUCACCUUCCUUUAAUAAUCCGGUACCUAGACCGAUACAAGGACCGCAACCAGCAGGGAGAGCACGAGCGCCACUAUCGAUAAGAACUUGCCAAUCGCCAUUGUUCUUGGCUGCCUCCUCCACUUCACUUGAUGCGGCACCGACAUAGAAUUCUACACCAUCAGCAACCUUCUUGCCGCGAACUACUUCAGCAGCAUCAUGUAUAUCGGAAAGUCGGCCAUUCGUACAGGAAACUAAAUAAGCCUUUUUUAUUGGAAUAUUUUCCCCUUCAAGUUUGGCAGCGGAAUUGUAAACUUUUACAGAAUUUGGUCCAGAGACGACAGGAGAAAGAGUGCCAAGGUCCAAAGUAAGAUACUUAGCAUAAUAAGCGCCUUCAUCAGGGAUAAUUGGAUUGGAUUUCAUAUCAUCAAGUGCUUUGCGGUUGACUCUUGGAUGAUUAAGGCCUAAAAAUGCGAGACGAUUUUCGUACCAUUCAAAGACCUUAUUGUCAGUAGGAAACAAACCAGAGAGUGCCCCCCACUCCGUAGUCAUAUUGGCAAUGGUAAGACGAGAGUCAAUGUCCAAACUGCUUAGGCCCUCACCAGAAAACUCAAUGGCAUGGUUUAAGACUUCGUCAUGAUUGAAAGCACCACAAAGAGAGACAAUGAUAUCUUUCCCUGAUAAACCCUUGGGUAAUUGGCCAACAAGAUUAACACGAGCAAUGGGUGGAAUCUGCCACCAAGUUUGGCCUGUAGCCCAAAUAGCAGCUGCAUCUGUACGAACAAUAGGGGUGCCUAAACAACCAACGCCACCGUAGGUAUUGGAAUGUGAAUCACUAGCGACAGCUAAGCUACCAGGCAUUGCGUAUCCUUGUUCAACCAUAAUCUGAUGACCAAUGCCUCGACCAGCAGGAUAGAAAUCAAUACCCUGCCCUUUCGCAAAAGCCUCAAUGUUUCUGUACUUACGCUGAUUCGCUUCACUCAUAUUUUGGACAUCGUGAUCCAAAGUACAAACUACUUGACGAUUAUCAAAUACUCUUUCAGCACCAAUACCCAUAAACUUCAAUGCGACCGGCCAAGAAUUAUCGUGUGACAUACAAUGCUUUGGUUUGAUUGUCACAUAAUCACCGGAACGAACAAACUUUCCCUCAGGAAGGUUCUGCGCAAACCUUUGGACGAUCUUUUCAGUAAUCGUUUGAGAAGGUUUCUUUACCGUGGCAUAGCCACGAAAAGAGUAAGAGAACCCCUUUAAAUGGACUUUUGUCUGACCAAUGCGCAACAUUUGCAUUGGAUCCCUAUAUGCUCGCAAAGGUUAGAAUUGCAGAUGGCGAUAUCAAUUUACAAAAUAGGGAAGGGAGAGACAUAUUUUGUCCAGUAAAAUGAGAUUCAUUUGGAUAAGGAUCAGUGCUAUUUUCGCUUAUAUUGAAAAUACUGUUGCGAAGCGUUUCGUUAAAAAGUAAACAAAAGAGGUUAAUGAGGUAGAAAGCAAAUUGGAAGAAUUGAGCAAAAAUGAAAUUUGAUAGUUUGAGAGUAAAUUCUUUUUGGAAUCAGAGGAAAUAUAUUCCUAAAUAAACGCG